AUGUCUGAAAAAUUGACUUAUAAAGGACGUUUCAUAAAAAAAAAAGUCCUUGAAAAACGACAGAAAGCACUAGCAGCUAUGGCUGAAGCAAAAAAAAAAAGAAAAAGUCCUCAGCAAAUUGGUACUCGGAUAGUAGACGUGGAUGAAUUGAUGGAUAAUUUAAUUUGUUGUCUUUGUGAAAAAGAUUUAUUAUUAAAAAAUAUUGUGAAAGAAUCAAAGUUCGGAUUAAGUUCAGUUUUUAGUAUUAAAUGUGAAAAUUGCUCUACAUUAACUAACGUCAAGACCAGUAAAAAACACAUCACCAAAGAUAACACAAAACAUAGUGAUAUCAAUACAAAAAUUGUAUUAGGUGCAGUACACGCUGGAGUUGGAUAUACUUGUCUAAGAAAAAUUUUGGCUUGCGCUGAUGUACCAAUGAUAUCGCAAGCUCUGUAUAAAAGGUAUGAACGAGAAGUAGGGCCUGUCAUAGAAGAGGUUGCCAAAGAGAGUUGCAAGCGAGCUGCAGAAGAAGAACGUAGUUUGGUAGUUGAAAACAUCGAAAAACUAUGCGAAGAACUGCCCGAAGAAAUUUCACAAGAAAUUUAUAAAGAGUACUUUUUUCUUAAAGCUGCUGUAACAGCUGACGUCUCUUCAACAUCAUCACAUUCUGAUAGUGAAACAUUGGAUUCAGAAUUGCUUUCUUCUACUGCAACUUCUUCACAACCUUCAGAAAAUUUUAAAUCUAAAUUUUUAAAAUUUGAUGAAGCUCUAGGAAACAUUAUUAAUAUUAUUGUUUCCUACGACAUGGGUUGGAGCAAACGUGGAAAUGGUAAAAGUUAUGACAGCUUGAAUGGUUAUGGAGCGAUAAUUGGAUUUUUGCCAGGAAAAGUUUUAGAUUUCAGAACCCGGAAUCGAAAAUGUAAAUUUUGUGAUUCAGGACGGAGUCAAGAGAAGCAUGGCUGUAGACUAAAUUUCAAAGGAAGUGCUAAAGCGAUGGAAGCUGAUGUAGGAGCUGAGUUAAUAAAUGAUAGUUCAAUUUUGAAACAAGCUGGUCUAAAUGUAGGUGUUGUCAUUGGUGACGAUGACAGCUCAAUGAUAGCAACUGUCUGCCGUAGAAGAAGCGCUAAAAUUUUUAAGUUAUCAGACUCUAAUCAUUUAAAAAAGAAUUUCUCGAAAGAAUUGUAUGCAAUGCAAACAGAAUUUAAAGAAAUGAAGAGAAAAAAUGUGAUACCACAUUUGAAAAAAUGUUUUAACUACGCUGUUGCUCAAAAUAAAGGUGAUAGUGUAAAAUUUGCAAAAACUAUUGCUGUGAUUCCAGAUCACGUGUUUGGUGCCCAUGAAAAUUGUGGUACAUGGUGUCACAAUCAUCCUGACAGUUUAAAAAAAGGUAAAAAACAGACGAUUGUCCUCAAAGAUCAACACUUGAAUGCAUCAUUGAAAAAACAUUUUAGUAAAUAUGCCGCAAAUUCAGUUAAAUUUUCAGUAGCUGCUAGUAGUCAGGCAAAUUAA
Messenger RNA from Cotesia congregata, 1488 nucleotides. Lineage: Eukaryota; Metazoa; Arthropoda; Insecta; Hymenoptera; Braconidae. The record is from the annotation of a GenBank genome assembly.